UAAAAUUGCAGGUUGCAAACUCGAUGUGUUUUUUUUGCAGUCCUAUGUAACGGCGCCGCGUCCCGACGUGACGUUUGGCGCCGACAUCCCUCCUCUUCGGUGGAGAACAAGCGGCUUGAAAGACUUUUCUUGACUUGCAUCUCCGAGUAUACGAUAGUCGUUACGCUUGAGCUGUCGGUUUCGCACGAGAAUACGAAUAAACGUAUUUUUUAAUAACGUUCGCAAUAGUGAGAGUAUUACGCGUGUGCAUAAAUUCCAGCUUUCGAGUUUCUAAGUCAACCAUAUUUCCCCGAAAUAUUCGAACACAGAAAAGAUAAAAGCUUAGCAGAACGUAGAAGCAGACAGUGAUAUGAAGAAAACGAAAACAAAUAUUCCCGAAUAUGCAGCACAUAUGAAUGCCAAGCAAGUUCCUAACGGUAAGGAUGAUCAUGUCGAUUCUGACACAAAUGUGGACGCCGUGCAGAUCGCGAUUGGCAAUCUUGGCAGGUGGCAAAUCAUCGUCUGCCUGGCGAUUUCUUUGGUCAAAUUUCCGGUAGCAUGGCAUCAAUUAGCAAUCGUUUUUAUGGCGCCUCAUCAAGAUUACAACUGUACGGAACCUGCUAUUACGGAGGAAUACUCCAAGGAUCAAUGUACGGUCAAUCUUAAUGGUACCCUGAUAAAAUGCACGGAAUGGGAGUACGACAGAAAACUAUUUCCCGAGACUAUCAUAUCGCAGUGGAAUCUUGUCUGUGAUCGAACGCAUUAUGCGAAUAUCCAACAGUCUAUUCUUAUGUUCGGAGUGCUUCUUGGUAAUAUAAUCUUCGGCAGUUUAGCAGACAGAUAUGGCAGGAAAACUCCGCUGAUGGUUUCUGUUAUUCUUCAACUUUUGUCGGGUAUUGGAUGCGCUGUAGUACCUUGGUUUUACGCACUACUACUGAUGAAGUUGUUAAGUGCCUUAGCUACUGGCGGCACAAUGGUUACUAGUUACGUUAUCUGUAUGGAAAUAGUAGGUACAAAAUGGCGUGCUGCCAUCACCGUUUUAUAUCAAAUUCCAUUCAGUUUAGGCCACAUGUCGCUAGCAGGACUCGCGUUCUGGUUUCGACAUUGGCAACAUCUACAGAUCGCCAUCACACUUCCAUCUAUUGUUCUUUUAAGUUAUUGGUGGAUAAUACCCGAAUCACCCAGAUGGUUACUAGCUAUGGGAAAACAGAGAGCAGCGUGCGAGGUAUUGCAGAAAGCAGUCAAUACCAAUAAUGUGGAAAAUGUAGACGUUCCCGAAAUAGUUAGGAAACAUUGUUUACAUCAAAACCUUAAAAAAUCUACGCUAGAUUACAAGGCUUCGUUUUUCGACUUGCUUCGCACGCCGAACAUGCGAAUAAAGUCACUCUCUAUUUUCUUUAAUUGGAUCGUUUGCGGAAUGGGUUUGUUUGGCAUAUCACAGUAUAUUGGCCAAGUCGGUGGCGAUAUUUUUAUUAAUUUCGCAGUGUCCGGUGCCAUACAGAUUCCUGGGAAUUUUGUCGCAUGGUGGGCAAUGAAUACUCUGGGUCGACGAAUUACCCUGAUUUGCAGCAAUUCUAUAAGUGGCGUGGCCUGUCUAUUCUUAAUCAUCGUCUCAAACAAUACAGAAUGGUUACGACUACUUUUGACAUGCAUCGGUAUUGUCGGCAUGUCAGUGUCAUUUACAACAGUCUACCUUUUCUCCGGAGAACUGUUUCCUACAGUCGUGAGGAACAUAGGAAUCGGCGCAAGUAGCAUGUGUGCCAGAAUAGGCUCUAUCUUAGCACCAUUUGUAGUAUCUUUGAAUAACAUUGAGACGUGGCUACCACCUACUAUAUUCGGAAUUUUGCCAUUGAUUGGAUCUGCAUUAUGCUUAUUAUUGCCCGAAACUGCCGAAUGUACAUUACCAGAAACACUUCAAGAUGGCGAAGAAUUUGGAAAGAAGCAUAAAUUGACAGAAAAACGUGGAAAUUUCGAAGAAGAAGCUACGCUCUAAAGAAAAAUUAUGGUUACAAUAAAAUCAUAAAUAAAUAUAAAUUUCAGAAAAAGAGCAAGCGCGACCAUACAUACGCACAUACGCAUGCGCGUGCGUACUCAUUAUAUCAAAUUGUGAUAAGUGAUCCGAAUGGUUAAUCAUGCUAUUAUUCGAGUGCUAGCAUAAAGCGAAUCA
Molecule: messenger RNA, 2146 nt
Organism: Trachymyrmex cornetzi
Lineage: Eukaryota; Metazoa; Arthropoda; Insecta; Hymenoptera; Formicidae
Product: organic cation transporter protein
Exons: 10
Coding region: 350-1972 (540 amino acids)
Biological process (GO): transmembrane transport
Cellular component (GO): membrane
Molecular function (GO): transmembrane transporter activity
Source: RefSeq, a predicted model, not a curated record